Messenger RNA from Paramecium sonneborni, 434 nucleotides. Lineage: Eukaryota; Ciliophora; Oligohymenophorea; Peniculida; Parameciidae. The record is from the annotation of a GenBank genome assembly.
AUGUUACCAUAGCAUGCCAGUCAUAAUGUUAUGGUAGUAAUUAAUGAUAGUUAUGGCAGUAAUUAAUGAUUUGUCUUAAGGAGCAGCCAGCCUUAAUGAUGGUGAAAUUGAAAUUAUAAUUCAUAGAAGAAUUUAUUUAGAUGAUAUAUAAAGAGCUACUGAAUCUAGUAAUGAAAAAAAAGAUAAUCUUUAGUGUUAAAAUUAUUGAACUUAGAUAAGACAUUAUUCAUAAAUUAUUAUUUUUUGAUUAAUAGUAAAAUUCUAGCUUUGCAAGUAAAGUUUAAUUAUUUUUAGAUUUUCAGCCCAUUAAAAUUUUUGCAAUUUAUUCUUAAGAUUAAUUUGCUUAAAAUCUUUAUUUUGAUUUAUUUAAUUCUAUUUUAAGUUCUAUUAAAUUUUCUAACCCUAAUGGCAAUACAUUUUUCAAAUUUUAUUGA